AUGCUAUCACUUUUACUUAUUGCUGCACUCGCCUCUAUCUCCACUGCGACUUACGUGUUGAGUCCUCCCAACAUUCAUUACGAGUCUACUGAAUCUAUCGUCGCCUCGCUUUUGGCGUCAAAUCAUCUCGGCGCGCCUCUACCCCCCAAUUCUCUUGGUUCCACCCCCGGCUGGUACUUCGGCGAUGUUCCUGGCUCAGCAGACGAUCUUCCAUGGCUUAAAGAUGUGGACUUGUGCUCAGUUCUUGCUCAAAGCCCCGGUAGUAUUCGGUGUCCGCAUGUCGCAGAAAAGCCGAAGAAGACAUAUUCCAGACGUUCUGCUGUCCCAGCCGACCCCGCGGCUACACCUGCUUCCCAGUCGCAAUCUCCGGUUGCUCGUUAUCGCAUAAUCUUCAGCGGACUUACAGGCGCUAUACAAGGCUCUGGAUACUUGACGUAUGGAUUGGUUGACACUGUUAGUGACUGUGAAACGAUGUGUGAUAACGUCUCCGGUUGCGUAUUUUUCAACUCGUACCACGACGUGAAUGGAAAGAACGGAAGCCCUCUUCUCACUUGCUCGCUAUACAAUACACCACAUACCGCAGAUGAGGCUACCAAUACUGGAGGGCAGACACAACCCGAUGGAUCCGUCAAUUACAUUACAGAUAGCGAUGGGAUGGAACUGAAUACUUCGUAA
Lentinula edodes (shiitake mushroom) is the source of this 675-nucleotide messenger RNA. RefSeq lists its product as uncharacterized. NCBI's taxonomy places the organism in Eukaryota, Fungi, Basidiomycota, Agaricomycetes, Agaricales, Omphalotaceae. The record is from RefSeq and is a predicted model, not a curated record. The transcript is spliced from 5 exons. Bases 1 to 675 code for a protein of 224 amino acids.